Molecule: messenger RNA, 1137 nt
Organism: Calliphora vicina (urban bluebottle blowfly)
Lineage: Eukaryota; Metazoa; Arthropoda; Insecta; Diptera; Calliphoridae
Product: peritrophin-48
Exons: 2
Coding region: 66-1115 (349 amino acids)
Cellular component (GO): extracellular region
Molecular function (GO): chitin binding
Source: RefSeq, a predicted model, not a curated record
GUUAAAUUUAGUCACUUCUUAAAGUUCUAGAAAUUCGGUUGUUUAAGUUUAUCUAGCCAGCAACCAUGAAAGCUUUUCUACUGGCUUUAGGCAUUUUUCUGGGAAUGCUGUUGAUGACAAAAUGCAAAGUCUUAAAACUAAAUCUGAACUCGCCAAAAGACGUCUGUCGUUUAUUCCCAAACAAUGCAAUACUGCGUAAACCCGGUUCCUGUACGGAAACCAUAAAAUGUCAGAAUGGUAAAAGUAUGCCGCACUCUGUUACCUGUAUUAAUAAUCAAAUUGUUCAAUUGGAUAAAAUGACUUGUGCCAAUGAUAAUAAGAAAAGUCCCGAUAAGUAUUGCCAAAUUGCUUGCAAAAUCGCCAGUCCUAAAUGGAUUGAAGAUACAAAAAAUUGUAGGGAAUGGCACGAAUGUGAUCGGGCAAAAUACGUUAAAUCAGGUGUUUGUCCGGUGGGACAAAUUUUCAAUCAAAACGAACAAAGCUGUGAUUACAAUGAUGGUAAAUGUGAUAAACAAUAUGAUAUAUGUAAUGUCGCCAAAACAAAUCAGGAAUUCUGGGAUGAAGACAAUUGUCACAAAUACUACUAUUGUAGUUCGAAAAGGGAAUUAAAAGAAAAGCCAUGCCCAAUAGCAAAUUACUAUGAUGUACGCUCGGGAGAGUGUAUUAAAAAGGCCAAGGUUGAUUGCUAUAAACAUCCGCUGCCUCAUGAUGUCUGUGGUAAUCAAAAAUUGGCCAUACGUAAUCGUUUCGUAAAUGAUCAGGCCACCUGUCGCGGCUACUUCUAUUGCAAAGAUUUAGGUAAAAACCAAACUUCAACAUUGUCCUGGAAUUAUGAGCCAGAUGUAAAUCCGGAUUGGGGUCAAUGUCCGAUAGGAUAUUUUUUCGAUGAGAACAGCGAAUAUUGUCGCGAUCAAAAUGAUAUUAAAUGCGACGAAGAUCGCUGUGAUAGUCGUAACAGCGGCGUAGUGUUGAGUGAAAAGCCUGGCUGUCAACAUUAUUUGGUAUGUAAAGAUGGCUAUACGGACGGCGAAUUUCAGUGUCCAGAUAAUAAAUAUUUCGAUCCAAUUAAUGAAAAGUGUGUGGAAAAUGUAAUAUCGUAUCCGAUUUGUGCUUGAAACUCAUUUCAUAAAUAAAUUA